Molecule: messenger RNA, 366 nt
Organism: Caenorhabditis remanei
Lineage: Eukaryota; Metazoa; Nematoda; Chromadorea; Rhabditida; Rhabditidae
Exons: 1
Coding region: 1-366 (121 amino acids)
Source: RefSeq, a predicted model, not a curated record
AUGUUAAAAAACCAAAAGUCACCACUGCCCUUAUUCGGUUUUUGUCGAAGACCUAUUACGGAUGACAACGGAGAGUUAGUUCCCGCACCAGGUCUUUUAGGAACAUUCAAAAAAGUGUUUGGUCGUGUAAUUCAAGUUCCGAAGUCGAGAAGGCGUCCCCUUCAAGUGGAGAAUCUAGAAGUUUCUGUUGUCAAUUAUUACCAACUGAUGGAAUUGCUUCGUUGUGUUGACAUGAAGUCAUUGAAACGUGUGGAUAUAGAUUUACUGCAUGAAACAGAGAAUGAGGAAGAGACACAACUAUACUUUGAUAUACUAGAAGGAAAUCUGAAGGAACUUCGAGCAGGUUGCAUCACGACAUCCUCUUAA